Messenger RNA from Talaromyces rugulosus, 1629 nucleotides. RefSeq lists its product as uncharacterized. The record is from RefSeq and is a predicted model, not a curated record. Bases 1 to 1629 code for a protein of 542 amino acids. The transcript has a single exon. Gene Ontology annotation, biological process: carbohydrate metabolic process. Gene Ontology annotation, molecular function: hydrolase activity, hydrolyzing O-glycosyl compounds. NCBI's taxonomy places the organism in Eukaryota, Fungi, Ascomycota, Eurotiomycetes, Eurotiales, Trichocomaceae.
AUGCCGUCAUUCUCGCUGCUUACUGCGGCCAUUGCCGCAUCGAUGAUCUCUGGCAGCAGUGCAUCGAUCCAGAAUCCAGAGAUAAUGCCAACGCCUCCCAUGGGAUUCAAUGACUGGUCCCGGCUUGAAUGCGCAAUUAACCAGAGCGUCUUUACCGACACGGCUGAUGCCAUGGUCUCAAAGGGCCUGCUCGCUGCCGGCUACAAUCGUGUCAAUAUCGACGACUGCUGGAUGGCAGAUACCCGUACAGAGGAAGGAAAAUUGACCUGGAAUGAGACGCUAUUCCCAAAGGGACUGCCGUGGUUGGGGCAAUAUCUGAAGGAGAAAGGCUUUCAUUUCGGCAUUUAUGAAGACGCCGGAAACGAGACCUGUGGGGGUUACCCCGGGUCGUAUGGCUAUGAAGAAGUCGAUGCGCAGACUUUUGCAUCCUGGGGCAUUGAUUACCUCAAGGUUGACGGAUGCCAUGUCACUCCCACUACUGAAGUCGAAUAUCAUAAACGAUACGCAGCGUGGCACGACGCAUUCAGCAAGAUGGAAGACCCCUUGAUCUUCUCUCAGUCGGCACCCGCCUACUUCUCGUUGUGGCUUACUGGGAGUGAUAACCUGACGGAUUGGUACACAGUAAUGGAUUGGGUGCCAUACAAUGGCGAGUUGGCGCGCCAUUCAGCCGACGUUCUUGUUUACGUGGGUGUUGAAGGGCUGUCCGGAUGGGACAGUGUGAUGCAAAACUACAACUACAACACCCAACUCGCACGCUACCAAAGACCUGGCUACUUCAAUGACCCGGACUUCUUAAUUGUCGAUAACCUAGAGCUCACGUUGACCGAAAAGAAAUCACACUUUGCUCUUUGGGCAUCCUUCUCCGCGCCACUGAUUAUUAGCGCUUGGAUUCCUGACCUGCCGGAGGAUGUGAUUUCGUAUUUGAAAAAUUCCGAUUUGAUCAAAGUAGACCAAGAUCCGUUAGCACAGCAGGCUACUCUAGUCAGCCGUGAUGACUCGUUUGAUGUCCUGACCCGUAGCCUUGCCAAUGGCGAUCGUCUGGUUACUGUGCUGAACCGGGGCAAUGACACUGCCAGCACGACUGUUAGUGCUUUGCGUCUUGGUCUACAAGCAACCGAGUCAAUCUAUUCUGCCAAGGAUCUGUGGACCGGAGAGGCCAUCAACUUCAAGGGCGAGCUGAAAAUCAACAAACUCGCAUCUCACGCCACCGCAGUAUACCGCAUCUCUCUAUCAGGACUACAAUCACUCACAGUAUUUCCCACUGGUAUGAUAUUCAACGCGGCGUCCACCAACUGCCUCACCGCGGGUGCCAGAAACCAGGAAGUCAAAUUUACCACCUGCGCUGGCACUGACGAUCAAGUUUGGCAAAUUCGGCCUUUGACUGGCACUAUAAGCCCAUUGUCUGCUAGGAAUCUAUGUUUGACGGCUGAGGGCGGGAGGACAGUGCUAAAGGAAUGUAGAUUGAUUGAUUUUGCCCAAGAUUGGGAGUAUUCUGUGCGUGGGUAUUUGACGAACAAGUGGACGCAUGAGUGCAUCACAGAAGAUUCGGGAUCGAGCUCGAGCAAAUGUUUGUACGAGGUUGAUAGCCAGGUGUGGUCCCUUCCAGCCGGUGUCAAGGUUCACUGGUAG